GGCCCCUUCCAGCUGCUGCUUGCCAUGCCGCCAUGUGGCAGCUUCUGGUGCUGGGCACCUGCGCCUACGCGUCGGAGCAGGCGGAGGUCUUCGGCUGGACGGGGGGCGGCAUCGAUCGACUCCGCUUCUUCAAGGAGCGGCUGGGCUUUGAAGCCAACAGCAUCGUGGACGUGGGUGCGCACGUUGGCAAUUGGACCCGGGAGGCCCGGCAAGUCUUCCCUUCAGCACGCUUCUUGAUGAUUGAGGCGAAUGCUCUCCAUCGCCCAGAGCUUCAGCGGGUGGGUGUGCCCUUCGAGAUCGCCCUUCUGACGGCUCAGGGUAACCAGUCGCUGCGCUUUCACAGUACUAGGUAUCCUCUUACCACUGGCGCCUCCAUCUUUCGCGAGCGGAGCGAUCUGUACAUGGACCCGCGCCUGUCCGAGACUUUGCUGAUACGGAGCCGCACGCUUGAUGACGUUGUGAAGCCUUAUUUCCCGGCAUGCUGCGACCUCAUCAAGGCGGACGUGCAGGGCGCAGAGCUGGAGCUGCUGCUGGGGGGCCUGCGAAGCCUGCAAAGGGCGCAGCUGGUGCUGCUCGAGGCGCCAGUGCUCCCGUACAACGAGGGUGCUCCUCGCUUCUCUGACUUGAUCGCGUUCAUGGCCUCCAAGGGUUUUGAGGUGGUGGACGUGGCAGACGCCACCUAUGCGGAGGGCGUCAGCCGCGUGCUGCACCUGGAUUUGCUCUUUGCACCGCGGCACUCCCGCUUGCUGCGGCUGCCUUUGCCCGGAGGCAUCCGCCCUGCCUGACGCUGCCA
Messenger RNA from Effrenium voratum, 793 nucleotides. NCBI's taxonomy places the organism in Eukaryota, Dinophyceae, Suessiales, Symbiodiniaceae. The record is from the annotation of a GenBank genome assembly.